AUGGCGCUUUCAUCAAUCCUCAAUGACGCGUUGUCCGUUAUCGCCGAGCCGAGCUCUGACGACCCCAUCCUCCAAUGUGACAUUCCUCACCUCCAAGAUCUUCUUUUCAAUGACACGGAGAAAGCACUUGAGCUUGCGAACUCAAAACUACACUCCUUUCCAUUUAAAGAUGUGCACAUUUGCUGGCAUCGACUCUACACAGACGCGUCUAUCGUCAAGGCCUGCGUCACCAUCAUCACGAAAUGCGGCCUGAUCUCCAAAGCCAGAUUUGAAACCCAGCACCUAGUUGUCUCACAACUGAUUCAAGAUAUAAAAAAUGCAGCAACUCAGCCGAAGGUCUCUCCAAACGCGCCAUGGCUACCAGGCGUUGUGGCAAUCCUUGAUAAUGUCUUGAUCAUGUCCGGAGCCCCCCUCCGCGAGAAGGUCGUCGAAUCCUUGUUGUCCACGCUGCAGGCAGCUACAGAACCUCCCAAAUUCGAAUACGACAGCACUAGUAGCCCAGAAUACCCCACUGCGAAGCGCAGAAAGUUCUCACCUCCUCUCUUUCCUCCAAAUGCGAUCCGUAAACCUGAUCUGGAACACCCGAUCCCGCGUUUAUCGGCGCCAUCAUUUGAUUCCAUCGAACACCACAUUCAAAGCAUUCGUACCCCGCUUGUGAUAACAGAUGCAAUGGACCACUGGCCAGCUAUUUCGACGCGUCCAUGGUCUUCGCGGAACUACUGGUGGGACCGCACGUUUGGGGGUCGCAGAUUGGUCCCCAUUGAGGUGGGAAGGUCGUACACGGACGAAGACUGGGGACAGAAAAUUAUGCCGUUCAAAGAUUUUGUCGACAAGUAUAUAUGGCAAGGCAAACUAGCCCCAGCUGGGGCGCCAGAAAACCAACCCCAGGUCACCAACCUCGAUGGAGAGACAGCAUACAUGGCCCAACACGACCUACUAACUCAAAUACCCGCCUUGCGUAACGACAUCAGCGUACCGGACUAUUGCUAUAUUACUCCGCCGGGUCCAGAUCCGGGAACACCACGAGAGCGCGAGGCGAAAGCCCAAGCACAGGUCCCUGAAACUUCGCAUGGUCCUCAGUCAGACACAGCUCCAAAUGAACAUGACAUAGCCGAACAUGAUUCAGAUUCAGGCUCGGUUCUGGGCAUCCCCAGCGAUCCCAUUAUCAACACCUGGAUUGGACCCGCGUGGACAAUCUCCCCUCUCCACCACGACCCCCAUCACAAUAUCCUCGCGCAGGUCGUGGGCACCAAGUACAUCCGGCUGUACUCGCCACAUACUCCAGACUCUCGGAUCCACCCGCGGGGACAAGAAUGGGUCACGUCUGUUGAUGAGACGGCAGACCCAGAUCCUGUGUCUGGAGAUCGGCCAACGACUCGCAGACUGGUUGACAUGUCCAACACUUCCAAGGUGGAUCUGGCUGCCAUCGAGUCUUCACCUGCUGAAUAUGAGCAAUGGGAAGAGAUGUGGCCUGGGUUUAUGGACGCCGAUUAUGUGGAGACCGUGCUCCAUGAAGGCGAGUGUCUCUACAUUCCUGUUGGUUGGUGGCACUAUGUGCGUGGAUUGAGAGCUGGGAUCAGCGUGAACUUCUGGUGGAAUUGA
Penicillium vulpinum is the source of this 1602-nucleotide messenger RNA. RefSeq names its product putative JmjC domain protein. The coding region runs from base 1 to 1602 and encodes 533 amino acids. The record is from RefSeq and is a predicted model, not a curated record. Lineage: Eukaryota; Fungi; Ascomycota; Eurotiomycetes; Eurotiales; Aspergillaceae. The transcript has 2 exons. Gene Ontology annotation, molecular function: 2-oxoglutarate-dependent dioxygenase activity.